AUUCCCUAAACACAGGACGUAAUCAACCACAAUUGCGAAAUGAAAAACAUUCUCACAAUCCGGAUGUUCCUACAAUCUUCCAUGUUUUUGCAGCUGCAAUUUGUGUUUCUCACUGCUUCACAAUAUCUGGCAAUUCGUCAUGGAUCAAGCUUGAGAAACAAUGUUAUCGCUGAAUUUACAGAAGAAAUGGAUUUGUUUUGUGAACUUCGAUGCGCAGAAAAUCGUUUUUGUGUCGCAUUUAGCUACAAGGAAAAAACGCUGGAAAAUGAAUUAAACUGUCAGCUUACCAACACAACUGAGCAUAAAUUCAACGAACGCCACGAAACACGGGAAGAACAAGUAUGGACGUUUCACGAAGCUAAAGUGGAUCGGAGUCAAUUUGCAAGCUGCAGGGGAGAAGUUAAUGAAUGUCAUAAUGGCGGGAAAAUGACUUGGGAAAUAGGAAGACAGUUUUCAUGUUGGUGUUUGAAAUGUUAUGAAGGAGAACGCUGUAAAAACGUACGUACAGAGGCCCUUGGGAUGGAAGAUGGUAGUAUCCUUGAUAGUCAAAUCACCGCAUCAAGCAAUUUUGAUAUUAAUCAUCGUGAGGCUAAUGGAAGAUUAAAUUUCAUACCACAUAGUGGAAGAACUGGAGCCUGGUCUGCAUGGUCCAAUGAUCUUAAUCAGUGGCUACAAGUUAAUUUUCAACGUCUUACACUCAUCGCAGGAAUCAGUACCCAAGGACGUGUUGACCAUUAUCAAUUUGUUAGGAGUUACACCAUCUCUUUUAGCAAAACUGGAGGAUAUUUCAUGUAUUAUACCGAAGGGAAAAAACCCAAUGUAUACUAAAAAACGUCAUACAAACUAUAAACUCUAAUCAUUCACCACUUUUAUCACGAGUUUUGAAUUAUAUUAUGUACCUUUGAGCAAUUUUGUACCUCAGAGUU
Molecule: messenger RNA, 926 nt
Organism: Dendronephthya gigantea
Lineage: Eukaryota; Metazoa; Cnidaria; Anthozoa; Malacalcyonacea; Nephtheidae
Product: EGF-like repeat and discoidin I-like domain-containing protein 3
Exons: 4
Coding region: 40-828 (262 amino acids)
Source: RefSeq, a predicted model, not a curated record